This is a messenger RNA of Uranotaenia lowii, 2507 nucleotides long. RefSeq names its product separin (gene Sse). The coding region runs from base 188 to 1867 and encodes 559 amino acids. Gene Ontology annotation, molecular function: cysteine-type endopeptidase activity. Lineage: Eukaryota; Metazoa; Arthropoda; Insecta; Diptera; Culicidae. The record is from RefSeq and is a predicted model, not a curated record. Gene Ontology annotation, biological process: meiotic chromosome separation; proteolysis. Gene Ontology annotation, cellular component: centrosome; cytoplasm; mitotic spindle. The transcript has 5 exons.
CGAACUUAAUUUUGGGUUCUAAACUUCGAAUGUUCGCAAAGUUGUGCAAGCGUGUUUGUUUUGAUUGCAAAAGCCGCGCGCGUAAAAAAUCGUAAAAAGUCGUUCGCUUCCGUUACAAAUUUUUUAUUUAAAUCUAGAAAAUUGUGCAAUAUAUCAAUUACCUAUCCAUACUGUAUCAUUUGAAAAAAUGUCUUUGUCCAAGUCUGGUGUGUACAAAACCGUGCUGCUUCGGAAAGCUACCCAGGCGUAUGACGACUCGCGAGAAUCGGAUGCUAUAUUUUACUCGACCCAGGCCCUCUGCUAUGACUUCCAUGCCAAGUUUGAUGCCGAAAGUCGCAGACUGACCACCCGCGAUGUGGAUUUAACGAAGCUGCUCGACGAUUUGAUUCUUCCAGCCGAUGCUAAAGAGCCAGAUCCUGUGGAAGGGUUCAAUCAGUUGCGAGACCGAUGUCAGCAACUACCGGAACAGUGGACCGUUCUGCAGAUCAAUAAAUCCUACACGCCUCGGUGGAAUUUGCUCACCCAUAACGGAAUGCUUGAGGAAAGUACCUCUGUCGAUAUAACCCUUUUAAGUUAUUCAAAUUCGGAAGUUCUGGAUGGUAAACCGCUGAUGGUUCGUUUGGAACCUCCUGAGGAAAAAGAUUUCUUCCCUCUGGUUUCCUCGAUUCCUGUUCGAGUCAAAAGUACCAUUACCCAAGAGAUAAAUUCUGGCGAUAGAAAGCAAGACGAGAUUGAAUCUUUUAUCGAAAACGUUAUAGAACGUCUCACUGCCUGGCUAGGGCCUUGGAUAGCUCUUCUGAGUGGCAAAUUUAUAAGUCCCAAAGAUCAGCAAUUCGAGGCAGAAAUCUUUAAUCGCGUUGAGGAUUUCUGUAUUGUUCAUAAUAGAUCUAAACGAGAUCAGGUUCUAAUUUCAUUGAUCGCUCGUAGAUUAGAUAUUCUGAAAAGCGAAAGUAUCUACCAGUUCUGUUGCCACAUUGCAAACGACCGGGAUGAUCUCCGAGAAAUGUACAAUUUUCUGACCAAACUGAAAGCGAGUAAAUUUGAACCAGAUCGUCAUUUAAACUGCUACCCGUGUCUGCUUCUGGUGGAUGAGCUUCUUGACGGAUAUCCAUGGGAGAUGAUGAACACCCAGCAAGAAUUCACUCGACUGGGCUCAUUCCGGAUGCUGUGGCAACUGUACGAAACGCACAAACAUUCUAUCAAAAACGGCUAUCUGCGAGUACAAACUAAAACAUGCCACAGUAUCAUAAAUCCGGACAAAAAUCUGGAGAAAAUGAGUGUUCGAUUGCAAACGUUUUACAAGGAGUGGUUUCCGGAUUUCAAACUUAUCGUGGAUCAGCCACCGACCAAUUUGGAGUUUUCUCACAUCCUUACCGAAGCAGAUGUACUGAUCUACAAUGGUCAUGGUAGUGGGUUGCAGUUUGUUGAAGGAGAUGCCAUUUUACAGUGCAACAUCAAGAGCGUGGUGUUUCUGUUCGGUUGUGAUUCGGUACGGUUGUUUCCGCGCGGUUUAUUUCGAGAGAUGACGGGUAGCCAUCUGUACUACAAUGUUGCCAGAUGCCCGGUUGUAGUGGGCGCGUUGUGGGUAAUGACCGAUUUCUAUACGGACUAUUACUCGAUCCUGCUGGUUGGAAGCUGGAUUUCGACGGAAAAAUCGAAAAACGAAAUGCAAUCGGUUUUCGAUUUGGAUCCGCACGCGUUCAAGCAUGGGACUUUGCAAAUAAAGCAGCUAUCACCGGACAAUGGCGAUGAAAAUCUGUUGGCAAUAAUGGCAGAUAUGCGUCGGAGAAAGCUUUUCAAAAAACGCAUCAGCUGUGCCAUGGUCUGUCGGGGGCUUCCGGCCAUCAAUGCUUGCUUCGUAUUCUGAACAAUUUAUUCAUUCCUGAGUCUAAGACUUUGUUAGUAAUCUAUAUACAUAUAAAUAUGAGUACCAUAAUUCUUUUUGAAAUUUUGUAUGUUAUACAUAGAACCGAAAGUAUUGCCAAAAAAUGCUUUGAAACAGUCUUUUUUUCUCUCUUGGUUUAACUGUGUCAACCAUAAAUCGAUAAGACUGAAGGUAAGUUUUAAAAAGAGAUAAUUUGGAAGAUUCUGAUAGAUCAUCAGUUUCGAGAACUAUGCGAAAAUCUCUCUGAACUCAGUUUAGAAUAUGUAAAUUAUUUUCGGUUCAGAUGUGCCAGAGUCGGAUAUAUCAUUGCGCUAAAACAAGGUUUAAACCGCCCAAGUGUGGUGCUAUCUAUGGGUACUUACUACUAUGCCGCCAAACACGAUCGAGUUUAUCCCUCUGCUUGCUCGCUGUGAUUACGGUCAAUUGAAUAAUGGGAAAUCAUGAGAAGCUUAUUCUGAUUCAAUUUACGGGCUCAAACAAAGAAUGGCGUCGUGACGAUAUGAUACUUACUGCCAACUCUUCGCGAAAGACUCUCUUCGCACAAAUUUCGAUUAGUCCGGUUUUUAUUAGUUUUUAAAAUUGAUCGCAGUUUUUAAAAACUGUUCCGUAUUCAUCAUAUCGG